Equus quagga is the source of this 968-nucleotide messenger RNA. RefSeq names its product olfactory receptor 10R2. Gene Ontology annotation, biological process: G protein-coupled receptor signaling pathway. The record is from RefSeq and is a predicted model, not a curated record. Gene Ontology annotation, cellular component: membrane. Gene Ontology annotation, molecular function: G protein-coupled receptor activity; olfactory receptor activity. Lineage: Eukaryota; Metazoa; Chordata; Mammalia; Perissodactyla; Equidae. The transcript has a single exon. The coding region runs from base 42 to 968 and encodes 308 amino acids.
GUCUUCCCUAUUUUUCACAGGUCACAGCAGAAAACAUCACCAUGGUCACUGAAUUCUUCUUGCUGGGUUUUUCGAGCCUUGGUGAAAUUCAGCUUGCCCUCUUUGUGGUUUUUCUCUUUCUAUAUCUAGUUAUUCUCAGUGGUAAUGUCACUAUUGUUAGUGUCAUCCGUCAAGAUCAAAGCCUCCACACUCCAAUGUACUUCUUCCUUGGCAUUCUCUCAACAUCAGAGACCUUCUACACCUUUGUCAUCCUUCCCAAGAUGCUCAUCAAUCUCCUCUCUGUGGCCCAAACAAUCUGCUUCAUCUGUUGUGCCAUUCAAAUGUUCUUCUUCCUUGGUUUUGCUAUUACCAACUGCCUACUAUUGGGAGUGAUGGGUUAUGAUCGCUAUGCUGCCAUCUGUCAUCCUCUGCAUUACCCCAUCCUUAUGAAUUGGCAGGUGUGUGGAAAAUUGGCAACCGCUUGUGGGAUUGGAGGCUUCUUGGCUUCACUAACAAUAGUAAAUUUAGUUUUCAGCCUCCCUUUCUGUGGUGCCAACAAGAUCAACCAUUACUUCUGUGACAUCUCCCCAGUCAUUCAUCUGGCUUGCACCAACACAGAUGUUCAUGAAUUUGUCAUAUUCAUCUGUGGGGUUCUUGUACUUGUUGUCCCCUUUUUGUUCAUCUGUGUUUCUUAUAGCUGCAUUCUGAGGACAAUCCUAAAGAUUCCGUCUGCUGAAGGCCGAAGGAAAGCUUUUUCCACCUGUGCCUCUCACCUCACUGUUGUUAUUGUUCACUAUGGCUGUGCUUCCUACAUCUACCUGAGGCCAACAGCAAACUAUGUGUCCAGCAAGGACAGGCUGGUAACGGUGACAUACACCAUUGUCACUCCAUUAUUAAACCCUAUGGUAUACAGUCUCAGAAACAAGGAUGUACAAGUUGCUCUCAGAAAAGUGUUGGGGAAAAAAGCAUCUGUACAAUUGUAUAAUUGA